This is a messenger RNA of Oreochromis aureus, 1621 nucleotides long. RefSeq lists its product as uncharacterized. The transcript is spliced from 8 exons. The record is from RefSeq and is a predicted model, not a curated record. Gene Ontology annotation, molecular function: protein tyrosine kinase binding; MHC class II protein binding. Bases 52 to 1098 code for a protein of 348 amino acids. Lineage: Eukaryota; Metazoa; Chordata; Actinopteri; Cichliformes; Cichlidae. Gene Ontology annotation, biological process: positive regulation of ERK1 and ERK2 cascade; T cell activation; interleukin-15-mediated signaling pathway. Gene Ontology annotation, cellular component: membrane raft; external side of plasma membrane.
ACUGUGACAGUCGAGAUCGAGAACAAGAAAGAAGUGAGACAGAGAAGCACGAUGGAUGAAUUCAGAUGGAUUCAAAUGUUUUUAUGUCUGAUGAUUCAGAUUGCAGUAUCUGUAAAUGAAACAUCCAUGUUUAUGAAAGUUGGAGAUGACGUCACUCUGCUUUGUGUAAAUGUGAUAGAUGAGCAGAAUAACUGUGAUGGUACUACGUGGACCUUUACUUCAAGACACAAACCAACAACAGUAGAGCUGAUCACACUUGGACAGAUUGGUGAAGAAGCCAAAACUAAAUCAGACAGACUGAGUGUUACAGCGAACUGUUCUCUGCUUAUAAAGAAGUUCACAGUUGAGGAUGUUGGUUUUUAUUACUGUCAACAAUACAAAGUCGAGGAAACACCAUCUAAUCACACUCUGGUUCAUCAGUCUCAGGUUCAUCUCUCUGUUAUUACCUUGACUGAACAUAAGGACACUGAUAAGGUGACGUUAAGCUGCUCUGUGGUGACAUAUGCAGAGUGUCAUCACACAGUGAAGUGGCUGCUUAAAGGUCAAGCUGUGGACAAAGAGAACAAAGAAACAGUGACUUCACAGACUGACUGCUCCACCACUGUAUCUAUUCUGAAGUAUGAGUAUUUAUACUCAUCACGUCAUAAAAUACUGAAGUGUGAAGUGACUGAUACUAAAACAGGAAAAGUGCAGCUGUUUACCUUCAGCCAUCAGACCUCAGGUGAGGAAACAGAUGAUACAACAGCAAAAACUGUGGAAAAUGAAAGCACGACACCAAACAACAAAUCAUCUGCAAAUUCACAACAUGGUGUCCUGUGGUUCAUCAUUCCAGCUGUGGGUUUGGUCUCACUCUUGAUAGUUGUUGUGUUUUUCAUCAGAGGGAAGAGAACUAGAGGAAACAAAACACAGAUGGAUGAAGAUGCUGGACUGUGUUUAAUCCCUGCAGACACUCGGUCUGCUCCUCAAACCAGUCAGGACUCGGUUCAGGAUGAUGACAAAGAUGAUGCAUACAGCACUGUGAAGGCUCCUUCCUCUUCUGCUGCAGCCACUGCUCAUCCCAGCAACAUCUACUCUACUGUCAGUUUUCCAGCCAUAUAGUUCAAAUAUUAUACAAAAAGGAUUUCAAAGACUAUUUUUGUUUUGAUUUCUCAUGGAGAAAUUUGUUAGCAAUAUGCUAAAUGGCUUAAAAUAUUCCUGUUAGAUUGCCUAAAUGUGACACAGAGAUGUGCAACAGACUGUUUAACUUAAUAUGUCUAAAAAAGAAACACCUGUUACUGUGAGAGUGCCGGCUGUAUUAUUGUCCUAUAGAAGAAUGCUGUUUUCUUUUGUCUAUAAAUAUAUCAAAAAUGUAUUUUUGCAUUUUUGUAAUAAAAAUAUAGUUGAUGCCUGGUUUAUUUUCACAAGGUUAUGAAGUGAAGACAAGACUGGGUGGAUGAAAAACAUACAGCUAUUACACCAGAUACAAGGCAGUUUCUCAAUAUAAACUUUGUCUCUCAGUACAUGGUAAACUUUUGCUGUAUGAAACCAGACCAGUGUCUUUCUAUCUAACCACAAAAACUUUAUAUAGACAUUAAUGUUGUUAGUAAUCAGAAACAUAUGGUGGUUAAAAUUUCAUUACAAA